Molecule: messenger RNA, 603 nt
Organism: Colletotrichum higginsianum IMI 349063
Lineage: Eukaryota; Fungi; Ascomycota; Sordariomycetes; Glomerellales; Glomerellaceae
Exons: 2
Coding region: 1-603 (200 amino acids)
Source: RefSeq, a predicted model, not a curated record
AUGGCGCGCCCGCGCAUCCCCGCCUUCUAUGGCAUCCUCCAGUUCUGCCUGCGCCUGGCCCUUGUCGUCUUCGAGGUGUGCGCUCUCGCCGCCCUCAUCAUCCUUUCGAGAUACGGCUUCCACUUUCCCCUCGGAUAUGUCACUUCCAUCUCCGGCAUCAUCUUCUCCAUGGCCGAGAUGGUGACACUUGCCAACUCGACCGGCCAGAUCCCGCGCAUGCGCACCGGCGCCAUCGUCGUCGCCGACUUCGUCCUGUUCGUCCUCGGCCUCGUCGCCUUCUUCUACUUCAUCAUCCUCAACGGCUGGCGCAACGGCAGCCCCAAUCGCGAGUACCGCGCCUGGCGUGACGACCCCUUGCGCGUCGAGAAGAACACCUGGGCCCCCUGGUACAUGUGGCUGCAGCUCAUCGCCGCCGUCAUGCAUUUCCUCUACAUGAUCAUGCACUGCAUCGACGCCUGCAAGGAGGGUGGGCCAGAGGGCCAGCGCCGCCGCCAGCGAAGGAGGAGGAUCCGCGAAGCCGAGAGGAGGGACCGCAGGGCCGCGAGGGCAGCCGCCUCGGCCCCGCCUGGGGACCCCGAGACGGCCCAGGUGUCGACGAGCUGA